AUGGCAGAUCUGGGCAUGUUGCUGUCUACAAACGGGAAACGAGACGUGGGAGAGGAGAAUCGGCAGAAGAAGAGUGAAGCAAAAGAAGGAGAAGGAGAGAAGAGCGAGAGGGCGAUUACCAGAGCGACACCGCAGGAAGCUCAGGUAAAUCCCCAGGUUUAUAUUCCCACGCGACGUCACGCGAAUCAAGGCCUUACGGUCGGCGCUCGUAGAGUCUUGGAGCGUCGAGUGGCCGAGGCUGGGGCUCAUGGCGGCUCGUGCGGGGGGGUGAGGCGAAGGAACAUCAGCUGCCACCACGUGGUCCGCCUCCUGGGCGUCGUGGGGGACUACGCGCCCGUGUACGUGGUGAUGGAGCUGAUGGAGGAGGGCGACCUCAGGUCCUUCCUCAAGAGGCGCUCCAUCCCGCACUUCCAGCUGGUGGAGAUGGCGGUGCAGGCGGCGGACGGGAUGGCGUACCUGGCGGCGCAGAAGCUGGUGCACCGCGACCUCGCCGCCAGGAACUGCAUGCUCGACCACAGCCUCACGCUCAAGAUCGGGGACUUCGGCCUCACCAGGAACCUCAAGUCGGACUACUACAGGAAAGAAGGCCAGGGCAUCCUGCCGGUGAAGUGGAUGGCGCCCGAGAGCCUGCAGUUCAGCGUGUACAGCACCCAGAGCGACGUGUGGAGCUACGGCGUCCUCCUGUGGGAGAUGGCCACCCGGGGCCUCACGCCCUACAAGAACCGCACCAACGACGAGGUGAUCCGCCUCGUGGUGGAGAAGUACGCCACGCUGGGGCGCCCCAGGGACUGCCCGGCGCCGCUGCAGAGGGUCAUGAGGCGCUGCUGGCGCUACGAGGCCAGGGAGAGGCCCAGCUUCCUCGCCAUCACCAAGUUCCUCCUCAAGCACACGUCGCCGGAGUUCCAGCAGCGCUUCGAGCAGGUGUCCUUCUACCACGGCCGGGCCAGCGACUACUACAGGUACCAGAGGAGCGAGACCUGUGGCUUCAUGUCGGCGCGAGAGAGCGAUGACGAGGAUUCGGACGACCUGACCUUGCACGCCUCCUCGGACCUCGACGACAACGGAGCGGCAGAGAAGGAUCCGUGCCAUCACAGGAGCCCCGGCGGGAGUCCCACCGCAAGGGAGAGCGAGAGGAAAGGGCGCAGGGGCGACGGAGGCGAGGCGAGGGCGCGGCGUGGCACCGCGGGGGCGGCAGAGGGACGGGGAGCGUUCGGGAGCCACAAGUACAUGAACUUCAGCUCCGACGAUCUGCGUCUGACCACGUCCAGGCUGCUCGGGCGAAGGACCCAGACGCCCAGCGGCCUCGCGGACAUGGCUCUGCCGCAGCGCGCCCGUCUGCCCACGCUGGUGAUCCCGCAGGAGGACGAGGAGCUGCGCUACGCCCAGUUACAGCUCCGGACGCCGAACACGCCGGGCAGCGGGACCCUCACUCCGGCCAGCAACUCCAAGUCGCCCGCCAGCACUCCGCAGACGCCGGGACUCCUGUCGGCUACGCCCCAGAUCCCCUGCACGCCCGCUUCGCCCGCCCUCUCCCCCGCCCCGCACCACAGCCUAAGCCCAGGACCCUCGCCAUAUUCAGAACCCAGUCCGUCCCACGUCAACCUGAAAUCCAGGACCUUUAAGGCAGUCCUGGCGACCCAGCGCACCUACUCGAACCUCCCUGCUUUCGGCUUGAGUCUCGAGCCCAGCAGGAGCGGCUUUGCUUCCUUCAGAGCGACGGCAAGAGAGAGCGCGUCGGUCGGCGCACUUCCGGCCACCGACGCGGACGCGAGGCGGCCAGCACUGACGUCGUCCACCAUCAGCGCUCCCGCCACGCCUGUCGUCAGGCAGCGUAGUGGCGCUGCCCCUCUCGACGCGGCUGCGACAGCUGCUCCUUGCACUGCCGGGCGAAAUGACCCCCACAGACAGGGAAAUGUCCCCAUUCUCAGGAAUUCCCAUUCAUUCCAGCAUUCCGUUGACGAAAGACACAAAGCUAAGAGGGACAAGCAGACGCCGGGGUCUAGUGGUACGGCAAGAGGGGGAACGGAGUGCCUGCUGGAGGACGAAGAUGACUCGGAUAGUUCACUGAGUAGCUUGCACGAGGUUUUUGUGACUGUGACUCUCCCAAGAGCGCGUCGUAAAGGCAAAGACUUCCAUGAGCAGGCACAAGAAGGGUAUUCUUUAGAAGACAUCGAGUUGUUGUGA
This is a messenger RNA of Penaeus chinensis, 2184 nucleotides long. RefSeq names its product receptor tyrosine-protein kinase erbB-2-like. NCBI's taxonomy places the organism in Eukaryota, Metazoa, Arthropoda, Malacostraca, Decapoda, Penaeidae. The record is from RefSeq and is a predicted model, not a curated record. Gene Ontology annotation, molecular function: ATP binding; transmembrane receptor protein tyrosine kinase activity. The transcript is spliced from 11 exons. Gene Ontology annotation, biological process: multicellular organism development; positive regulation of kinase activity; cell surface receptor protein tyrosine kinase signaling pathway. The coding region runs from base 1 to 2184 and encodes 727 amino acids. Gene Ontology annotation, cellular component: signaling receptor complex.